AUGCGGUGGCCAAUAACAACGCUUGAAAAGCAAGCAGAAGUUAUUGUUAAAGUUGCUGUUGGAAAGAGAAAUCAUUCUAAUCCCUUUUCACCAAAGAAUCAACAUUCUUUUAGUCUUUUACCACAGAAUAAACUCGUAUCUCACUCUGCGUAUCUAUCUAUCUAUCUAUCUAUCUAUCUAUCUAUCUAUCUAUAUAACCCAUAUCGACUUAUCAGCGUCUAUUCAUAUCAUCCUGACUGCACAUCUAUCUAUCUAUCUAUCUAUCUAUCUAUCUAUCUAUCUAUCUAUCUAUCUAUCUAUCUAUCUAUCUAUUUCUAUCGAUCUAUGGAUUUGACCACCAAACCAGCCACACUUAAGACAAAUAGCCAUCAAUUCAUUGCUUCUCUCCGCUUUACGUUAUAUAUAUUCUUAUUUUGUUUUGUCUUUUAUGGUGUGGUACUAUAUAUCUAUAUCUAUCUAUCUAUCUAUCUAUCUAUCUAUCUAUCUAUCUAUCUAUCUAUCUAUGUGUUGUUUUAG
Messenger RNA from Acanthosepion pharaonis, 516 nucleotides. The record is from the annotation of a GenBank genome assembly. NCBI's taxonomy places the organism in Eukaryota, Metazoa, Mollusca, Cephalopoda, Sepiida, Sepiidae.